Thelazia callipaeda (thelaziosis nematode) is the source of this 942-nucleotide messenger RNA. Lineage: Eukaryota; Metazoa; Nematoda; Chromadorea; Rhabditida; Thelaziidae. The record is from the annotation of a GenBank genome assembly.
AUGAGCACGCCAGAUGAUCCGGUAAUACAUAGUCCAAGUUCGGUACAUAACGGACCGGCAGCAGUGGCACUUCUCGCGGGUUCGGGAAUCAAAACUUUACCUGGUGAGAGUUUAGGAACGACAGGUAGUGGUGUAGGAAACAUACCGGUGGGUGUUUCAUCAGCAGCAGCUAUACAAUCAGCAAAUCCUGCUAUGCGAUGCAAUGGUCGUUCUGGUAUUUCCGCGAGUUCGUUGCCGGCAGCCGCUGCAGGCAAUCUUUUGCGAUUAUUGAAGGGUGGAUUAUCAGGUGUAGGUAUGAAUGUAAUAGAUGAAUUAGCCACAAUGAAUUCCCCAAGUCGUGUUAGUGGUGUUGUUCGUCAGAGUGCUUCUUCAUCAAGUGGCUGUUGCUCGCCGAACACUGAAACUGGCACUGAUGAAGCUCGGCGCCGUCAGAAGACGUGUCGCGUAUGUGGCGAUCAUGCAACGGGUUAUAAUUUCAAUGUGAUCACGUGUGAAUCAUGCAAGGCUUUUUUCAGAAGAAAUGCUCUAAGACCUAAGGAAUUUAAAUGUCCUUAUUCGGAUGACUGCGAUAUCAAUUCAGUGAGCCGUCGAUUUUGCCAGAAAUGUCGGCUUCGCAAAUGUUUCGCUGUGGGCAUGAAAAAAGAAUGGAUUUUAAACGAAGAACAACUAAGAAGACGGAAGAAUUCUCGGCUUAAUCAUAUGCAACAGCAGCAAAGUCGUAAUGUCAAUUCUAAUAAUAUUGGCACUGCCAAUGUAACGACUACUAUCGCAGCAAAUAAUGUGGGAAAAUCAUUAAUGUCAAUGAGUAAUUCUACCUCAGAUCAAGUUAACACUACUACUACUUCAACUUCAAGUACACCGCGUACGUCUAGUGCAUGUUCAUCAACGUCGGUUGAAGCAGGAUCAGAAGAUUUUGUUUGUGAAAUAGAUGUAUCCGUGUGA